CGCCGUCAACAGACCAGCAAUGAUUCGCUACCUCGUUAUUCUCGCCGUAUGUGGCUCUAUCGUUUUUUCAGCGAAAUCCACAAAGUGUCCUCCGAACGAGGAGUUCCAAGAAUGCGGAACCGCUUGCGAACCGAAGUGCAAUGAGCCGAAGAAAAUGUUCUGUACAUUUGAGUGCAUUAACGACGUUUGCCAGUGCAAGCAAGGUUUUAAACGUGGACCAAAUGGAUGUGUACGCCCUAGCAAGGACUGUACCUAAAUCCAUGUAUUCUGCUUUAUUUGCAUCUUAUGAACGACUCUUUUGCUAAUUUAGUGUAUUGACUUGUGCUCCUUGCAUAAACGC
Cylicocyclus nassatus is the source of this 340-nucleotide messenger RNA. Lineage: Eukaryota; Metazoa; Nematoda; Chromadorea; Rhabditida; Strongylidae. The record is from the annotation of a GenBank genome assembly.